CUUAACCCUGCACCGCUUCCGCUUCCCUACAACUUGCAUUCAAAGCUUCGAUGAAGUACUCUGCCUCGCUCCACGCUGCACUUUGGCUUAGGAUGCUUCGGCGAUGCCUAAAGCAAUUCUUCCUCCCUCCUGCCCGACGGCCACCGCAAACAUGAUCUCCUGCAAAUUCAAGCCUAUGCAUGCAACAUAGUAUUUGCUGGGAACUCGUAUCGAGCUGGCGCGCUUGCGGAUGCCCUGAUUCCCCUACGACCUAAUCACUUCGCUGGUAAUUAUGCACACAAGCGAGCGCACACGCAUCGAUAGCUCCAUAUUGAUUUAUGCUUUACGCGCGCUGCGCUAUAUGCCAGUCACCAGACUUGACACCGCACCGGUACUCUCGCCUCACCCCGCUGCCAAUCUGACACGCUGCCCGCCCUUCUCUCGCACCCGUACGUGCCUCAGGCCAACGCCCAAGUCCACCGAGCCCCCAGCUCAAGCAACAUCAACUCCGAACAACGCAGCGCCAACGCCCAAGUCCACCGAGCCCCCAGCUCAAGCAACAUCAACUCCGAACAACGCAGCGUAAGUUCUGACGCGUCACCGUUCAUACGCACAUGACUAAGGACCAGGGGCUGGGUUGGCAGCAGCAGCAGCAGCAGCAGCAGCAGCAGCAGCAGCAGCAGCAGCAGCAGCAGCAGCAGCAGCAGCAGCAGCAGCAGCAGCAGCAGCAGCAGCAGCAGCAGCAGCAGCAGCAGGAGCAGCAGCAGCAGCAGCAGCAGCAGCAGGAGCAGCAGCAGCAGCAGCAGCAGCAGCAGCAGCAGCAGCAGCAGCAGCAGCAGCAGCAGCAGCAGCAGCAGCAGCAGCAGCAGCAGCAGCAGCAGCAGCAGCAGCAGCAGCAGCAGCAGCAGCAGCAGCAGCAGCAGCAGCAGCAGCAGCAGCAGCAGCAGCAGCAGCAGCAGCAGCAGCAGCAGCAGCAGCAGCAGCAGCAGCAGCAGCAGCAGCAGCAGCAGCAGCAGCAGCAGCAGCAGCAGCAGCAGCAGCAGCAGCAGCAGCAGCAGCAGCAGCAGCAGCAGCAGCAGCAGCAGCAGCAGCAGCAGCAGCAGCAGCAGCAGCAGCAGCAGCAGCAGCAGCAGCAGCAGCAGCAGCAGCAGCAGCAGCAGCAGCAGCAGCAGCAGCAGCAGCAGCAGCAGCAGCAGCAGCAGCAGCAGCAGCAGCAGCAGCAGCAGCAGCAGCAGCAGCAGCAGCAGCAGCAGCAGCAGCAGCAGCAGCAGCAGCAGCAGCAGCAGCAGCAGCAGCAGCAGCAGCAGCAGCAGCAGCAGCAGCAGCAGCAGCAGAGCGCGCGCGGGGGCGCUAGGGCAGCGCGCAGGGCAUGCGCAUCGCCAGCUGUCAGCGGGACCCACCGGAGCUGCGGAGCCGGGCCGGCUGGGUGAGUAUGCAAGGUUAUAGUUUGCAAGGUAGAAAUGCUCGGCGGGCGCUAGCAGUGCGCGCCAGGGCCCGCGCCAUGGCUCGCGGAGCAAGCAUAGAGCGGGGCCAUGGCCCAGGACCAGCUUUUAGUCCGCCU
Chlamydomonas reinhardtii is the source of this 1540-nucleotide messenger RNA. RefSeq lists its product as uncharacterized. Bases 594 to 1409 code for a protein of 271 amino acids. Lineage: Eukaryota; Viridiplantae; Chlorophyta; Chlorophyceae; Chlamydomonadales; Chlamydomonadaceae. The record is from RefSeq and is a predicted model, not a curated record. The transcript is spliced from 3 exons.